AACCGGUCCCUUCUGUAACUUUCCUCUUUUUUCCCUCUUCUUUCUCCUUUCUUCUCCGAGCCGUACCUUUCGAAGAGAUCUGCGCACGCCGCCCUUAGCGCAUUGCACGGUCUCCUCAUCUUCUUCGGAGGAUUCCGACCGGCCUUGUGCUCCGGCGAACGCCGAGGUUCAGUCAUGCGAGAUCUGCGCCUCCACUGUUGCUCCUCCCUGCAUAUUGUCCAGUUCGAUUGGUCUUAGGGUGUCUGGAGCGCAUAUAGUGAAGCAUUCUAGAAGUGUUUUUUAUUGAUAUGAAUGAUACUGUAAUGCGUUUCUGCUGUUUGAGCUCGCUGCUUUGGGUGGGGAGUGUGGGGUUAUGUUGCCCAAUUGGCUCUGCAAUUGCUUUGAUAUGAUUUGAUUUGAUUUCUUCCUGAUCAACUUGUUGAGAUUUGUUGUUUGUUGAAUUGGGUAAUUGGAAGUGGGAGUUCAUUUGAUUUCAUCAAUGAGGGUUUGUUCGUCUGGGUUUAAUCCUCAGACCGAGGAAGUUCCGGUGGAUAGAGAUAAAUGCUUGAAUUCGGAGCUGUGGCACGCCUGUGCUGGCCCGCUUGUCUCUCUUCCACAAGCUGGAAGUCGGGUCGUGUAUUUUCCUCAAGGCCAUAGUGAGCAGGUUGCUGCAUCUACAAACAAGGGAGUCGAUGUUCAUAUUCCCAAUUAUCCUGGUUUACCACCACAACUUAUUUGUCAACUUCACAAUGUGACAAUGCAUGCAGAUGUUGAGACUGAUGAAGUAUAUGCACAGAUGACAUUGCAGCCAUUGAGCCCACAAGAACAGAAGGACGUAAGCCUGUUCCCAGUUGAACUUGGGGUGCCAAGUAAACAGCCGACAAACUAUUUCUGUAAGAUAUUGACGGCAAGUGACACAAGUACUCACGGGGGAUUCUCUGUUCCCAGACGGGCAGCUGAAAAAGUCUUCCCUCCUCUUGAUUAUUCCCAGCAACCUCCUGCUCAAGAGUUGAUUGCCAAAGAUCUACAUGGCAAUGAGUGGAAAUUCAGGCAUAUCUUUCGAGGACAACCAAAGAGGCAUCUCUUGACGACAGGAUGGAGUGUAUUUGUAAGUGCAAAGAGACUUGUGGCUGGGGAUUCUGUCAUAUUUAUAUGGAGCGAAAAUAAUAAGAUGUUUUUGGGAAUUCGACGUGCCCCUCGUCCACAAACUGUCAUGCCUUCCUCUGUUUUAUCCAGUGACAGCAUGCACAUUGGUCUUCUUGCAGCAGCAGCUCACGCCGCUGCGACAAAUAGCCCUUUCAAUAUAUUUUACAAUCCAAGGGCCAGUCCAUCAGAUUAUAUCAUACCCCUAGCCAGGUAUGCCAAAGCAGUGUAUCAUCCUCAGGUUUCUGUCGGUAUGCGGUUUCGGAUGCUAUUCGAAACAGAAGAAUCAAGUGUCCGUAGGUAUAUGGGUACCAUUACUGGUAUUAGUGAUUUAGAUCCUGUUCGCUGGCCAAAUUCACAUUGGCGAUCUGUCAAGGUAGGAUGGGAUGAAUCCACAGCAGGGGAGAGGCAACCUAGAGUUUCAUUGUGGGAAAUUGAACCAAUUAACACUUUCCCUAUGCAUUUGAGUCCUUUCUCUGUUGGACUAAAGCGACCAUGGCCAUCUGGACUACCUUAUUUCCCAGGUCUUAACAAUGGUUCUAUGAAUAUAACCCCUCCACUUUCAUGGCUGUGUCGAGAAAUGGGAGAUCCAAGGAGUCAGUCAGUAAAUUUUCCGGGAUUUGGCAUUACACCAUUUAUGCAAGGGCCUAUUGAUGCUUCCAUGAUCGGUUUACAACCGAAUAUCCCGCAAACAAUAGCAUCAUUAGAUCCUUCCAAGCUUGGAAGUCUCUCGCAUCUCCAGUUUCAACAAAGUAACCCUGCUACUUCUCCAUAUCCAGUUCACAUCUUGCAACAUCUCCAUGCUCAACAGAAUUUUCUUCACGGCUUUAAAGAAAAUAGUAAAGUGAUGUCUCAACCUCAAGUUCUACCGCAGCAAUUGCAGUAUCUAUCUUUCAGUGACCAACUGUUGCAAGACCAACAAGAAUACACAAAGCCCAUCACUAGUCAACAAAUGGAUCCGGUAACUCAGGCCCAGUUUUCACACAUGCAGGCCAUAACUUCAGGACAGAGCUUUCCUGAUGUGGUUGAAAACCAUGUUUCUACCUAUAGUGGUUGUUCUGUGCAAAGUCUUCUUGGUUCAUUUAACAUGUCUGGAUCAUACCCUUUGCUCUUCCCUCCACCAUCAAAGCGAAUGGCAUUUGAAUCUCAAGUCUCUAAUGGAGUUUCUCAAUAUGUAAAUUCACAGUCAAGAGAUUUGCCCCAACCCUCUUCUGAAGUCUCUGAUCUUUCCACGUUUUUCCCAUCCGCACCUAGCGGUAAAGAUUUCCCAGAAUACCAAACGGUGACAAAUGACCAGAGCAAUGAACUGUUUGGGUAUAAUAUGGACCCAUCAAAUGUAUUGCAAAGCGGGGCUUCAACUCUCAAUAGUAGCAGUUGUGAGGAUGGAUCUUUGGACAUGCCAUUUUCAAGCUCUACUUUAUGUAGAAGUGUUGUAGAGAAUGAUCGUCCCGUCAACUCUUCCGACAUGACCUCAUCAAGUUGUGUAGAUGAAUCAGGUUUCUUGCAAACCUCGGAAAAUGAAGACCAAGAAAACCCACGUACCGGAACCUUUGUGAAGGUUCAUAAGUCUGGGUCCUGUGGGCGGUCACUUGAUAUCUCAAAGUUUAGCAGUUACCAUGAACUGAGAAGUGAGCUUGCUCGUAUGUUUGGCCUUGAAGGCCUAUUGGAGGACCCAGAGAGAUCAGGCUGGCAGCUUGUAUUUGUUGACCGAGAGAAUGAUGUACUUCUCAUCGGCGACGACCCUUGGCAGGAAUUCGUAAACAGCGUUUGGUAUAUCAAAAUAUUAUCUCCCCUUGACGUGCAGCAGAUAGUCAAUGAGAGCCUCAAUCAUCCAAAACCAGACGAGGUUGAUCAGAUGCUGCCUUCAAGUGGUGACAACUGUGAUGAUUAUGUGAGCAGCUGCAAAGAUACUAAAAAUACCAAUCUGAUUGGAAGACCUUUGCCUUUGGGAUCUCUCAACUACUUCUGAAAAAUUAACUAAAUGCUCAUCUUCCUUCCCAGUGCUCUCUUCUUGCAAACAGGAUGAUGAAGUGAUGAUAAUGUGGCAAGUGCUCUGUGCUGUGAAUCAGUCUACUCUAAACUUGAAAUGC
Molecule: messenger RNA, 3212 nt
Organism: Cuscuta campestris
Lineage: Eukaryota; Viridiplantae; Streptophyta; Magnoliopsida; Solanales; Convolvulaceae
Source: the annotation of a GenBank genome assembly